AUGCUCGACAACAAGAAUGAAGCCUACGAGCUUCAAACACCACUCAGUGAGAAAGAAUAUGAUAUGCAAUCAAAUCAAGGGAUCAAGUCUGGGACUGCUCGAGAUGCCGCCGAUAUGAUGCGACUGGGGAAGAAGCAAGAGUUCAAGAGAAACUUCCAUGCUUUUUCAAUGCUGGGACUGUCUAGUGUUCUCAUGGCGACAUGGCAAGCAUUGAUAGGAUCUGCAAGUUUCAGCUUGAUUAAUGGCGGUCUUGCUGGGUCUAUCUGGUCCUAUAUCGCGACAUGGAUCUGUACUAUCUCUGUCACUCUGUCUCUUGCCGAGAUGGCCAGCAUGGCACCUACCUCAGGCGGACAAUACCACUGGACGAGCGAGUUCGCUCCUGCAAGAUUUCAAAAGUCUCUUAGCUAUUUUGUCGGAUGGCUUUCUGCACUGGGAUGGCAAGCAUCAAUCGCGCUUACCUCUUUCGCUGCCGGUAACAUCAUCCUCGAACUCGCCUCUACGAUGCACCCUACGUACACACCAGCACUCUGGCAUGGCACGCUCAUGACAAUUGCGAUGGCGGUAUUGGCUGUGAUGGUCAACACUCUAGGAGCAAAACAUUUACCUCUGCUCGAAGCGGCCGUAUUGUUCCUGCACGUUUUUGGAUUUUUUGCUGUUAUGAUUCCACUUUGGGUCAUUGCUCCCAAGGUCUCGGCGAAAGAAGCGUUUACUUCGUUUGCCAACACUGGAGGCUGGAGCAGCAUUGGAGCUGCGGUGGUAAUUGGGCAGCUCACUGCUGUGGGCUCUCUUGGAGGAUCCGAUGCUCCGGCCCAUCUUGCUGAAGAAGUUGCUAAUGCGAGUUAUGUGGUUCCUCGUGUCAUGCUUGCGACCAUCCUACUGAACGGUGCAAUGGGUCUUGUCUCAAUCAUUACCUUUGUCCUCUGCAUUACUGAUUAUGAGACGAUGGUCGCAAACAAUAUGGCGAUAUAUCCGUACAUCUCCAUCUUCCAGCAGGCAAUUGGCUCUGAUGUUGGUGCAACGCUUAUGACAACACUAUUCGUCCUUCUCAACUUUUUCGCGGCGUUGAGUGUUGUCGCUGCUGGAUCACGUCAGAUCUUCUCUUUUGCUCGUGACAAAGGAAUGCCUUUCUCUGGAUGGUUCAGACAGAUUGUGACCAUUGGCACACCGAUUCCUCUCAACGCCAUCACGUUCUCGCUUUCGAUCACAGUCGUCCUCGCACUCAUCAAUCUCGGCUCAACAACAGCGUUCAACUCAAUCGUCGGCCUCCUUGCCGGCUCUGGCGGUUUCUCAUACUCCAUCAGUAUCGCAUGCGUACUAUGGCGCAAGAUCUGCAAACGACCUCUGCCACAAGGACGAUUUGAUCUCGGUGUUCCUGGGAUCUUUAUCAAUGCCUUUGCUGUCUUGUACAUGAUACAGCAAGCUAUCAUCAGCUUCUUCCCGAUUUUCGCUGUCGUUACGGUGCAGACGAUGAAUUAUGGUUGUGUUAUGUUUGGUGGAGUGGCUAUUAUCUCGGUCGUGUAUUACAUUGUCAAAGGAAGGCAUGUCUACAAAGGUCCGGUUGUUGAUAUCCGUCGUGGGUAG
Aureobasidium melanogenum CBS 110374 is the source of this 1581-nucleotide messenger RNA. RefSeq names its product amino acid transporter. NCBI's taxonomy places the organism in Eukaryota, Fungi, Ascomycota, Dothideomycetes, Dothideales, Saccotheciaceae. Gene Ontology annotation, cellular component: membrane. The coding region runs from base 1 to 1581 and encodes 526 amino acids. Gene Ontology annotation, molecular function: transmembrane transporter activity. The transcript is spliced from 5 exons. Gene Ontology annotation, biological process: transmembrane transport. The record is from RefSeq and is a predicted model, not a curated record.